Closterium sp. Yama58-4 is the source of this 3552-nucleotide messenger RNA. NCBI's taxonomy places the organism in Eukaryota, Viridiplantae, Streptophyta, Zygnematophyceae, Desmidiales, Closteriaceae. The record is from the annotation of a GenBank genome assembly.
AUGCCUGACGAGUUCCUUGCCAGCAACCCCCCCCCGCUCUGGAUCACGCUCUACCACAUCGUCACCCGCCUCCCUGACUCUCUGCGCGCAGUCAGGGAUCACUUCCUCGCUCGCUCUCCCACUGAGCUCACCAUUGCCCUCCUCGAGAAGGAACUGCUUGCAGCUGAGGCGAGCAUCGUCGCUGUAGGCACCUCUCGUGGCGACCCUCGCACCCCGUUCUUUGAGGGGUGUUCCCCUUCCCCCCUUCUCCCCUCUGUCGCCUCUGCUGCUACUGUCGACCUCCUUGGUGCUGAGAAGGUCGGGACCGCGUCUGCUCCGAGCGGGCGCCGCAGGGGCAAAGGGGGCAAGGGUGGAGGUGGCGGCGGGGGAGGCGGGGGUGGAGGCGGUGGGAGUGGAGGUGGGACUGGAGAGGCUAGUGGCGGCAGUGGGGGUGGUGACAGCAGCGGCGGGAGCGGUGGCAGGGGCGGAGGCGGCAGCGGAGGCGGAGGUGGUCGUGGCGGCGGCAGGGGUGGAGGUGGCCGAGGCGGUGGCGGCGGCGGUGGUGGUCGUGGAGGCGCUGGCGGUGGCCAGAGCCAGCAGCACGCCCCGUCGCUUCAGGAGGCACGUGAGUGGUAUUCGCAGCGGGGGGGGGCGGGUGGUUUUACCUGCACGUACGUCAUUCGCACUGGUGACCGCGCUGGCCAGACGUGUGGGAAGCCGCACCCCACGCACCGCUGUUUCUCGCGCCUUACCGACGCAUGGCGCGCCCAGUUUCCUGCUGGCGCUGAGCUGCCCCGCUGGGCUGAUCUGGAGAGGCAGGGGGUUGAUAUCUGGGCUCUAGACUUUGAUGCUAUUCUCACUGCCAUGUAUGCGAUGUUUACUAGUGGAGAGGGUGCUCAGUACUUGCGUGUUCCGCCCGACCCGGGCAUUCUGACCAGUCCGACUGCCGCUCUAGGUGCUAGUGAGUCUGCUGCCCCAGGUCCUGGUGAGGCUGCUGCUCUAGGUGCUCGUGAGUCUGUGCCCCCUGGUACUGAGUCGACUACGGCACUGCACACCUUCACACUGGACUCUGGUGCUUCUCGCUGUUUCUUUCGUGACCGCACUGUCCUUGAGCCACUCGCUCGGCCAGUUGCUGUCUCUCUCGCUGACCCCUCUGGGGGUCCGGUCCUUGCGACCUCCUCCACUGUCCUUCCUUGUCCUGCGGUCCCGUCAGGCACACUGUCAGGUCUCUACCUCCCCUCGUUCUCUACGAACUUGGUGGCAGGUAGUGCGCUCCAGGACGGGGGUGUCCACCAGUUUACCCCUGCAUACGAGCGCGUGACACACUGCACGUGUGCUCGGACGGGCCGUCACCUGGCUACCUUCACUCGGCAGCCCGGGUCGGACCUGUACACACUGACCACUGAGUCCCCUCAGGUAGCUACGUCUGCGUCUGCGUCAACGUCAGGUCAGCUGUCCGCCCCCUGCUCGUGUCGCUCUCUGGCACAUGAGACUGUCCUCUGGCACCACCGCCUAGCCCGCGUGCGUGGUCAGGGUCAGGAGAGGUACUUCCUGAUUGUUGUUGAUGACUUCUCGCGCUACACCACGGUCUUCCCCUUGCGCACCAAGGGUGACGUCCCUGAUGUCUUGAUCCCUUGGAUCCGCAGAUCUCGUCUCCAGCUCAGUGAGCGUUUCCGCUCCGACUUCCCUGUCCUGCGUCUGCACUCUGACAGAGGUGGGGAGUUUUCCUCUGGCCUCCUGGAGGCCUUCUGUCAGCAGGAGGGCAUUGAGCAGUCGUUCACGCUUCCGGCCUCUCCACAGCAGAAUGGGGUUGCUGAGCGCCGCAUUGGCUUGGUCAUGGAGGUCGCUCGUACCUCCUUGGUUCAUGCGGCUGCCCCCCACUUUCUGUGGCCGUUUGCAGUCCGAUACGCUGCGCAUCAGCUCAACCUCUGGCCCCGGGUCUCCUUACCGGAGACUUCUCCGACAUUGCGUUGGACGGGAGAGGCUGGCGAUGCGUCGCGUUUUUGGGUCUGGGGAUCUCGAGCUUUUGUUCGCGACACGUCCGCAGACAAGCUCUCCCGUCGCGCUGUCCCCUGUGUCUUCCUUGGCUUUGUCCCGGACGCGCCUGGUUGGCAGUUCUACCACGCCACCUCGCGUCGUGUCCUGGCCUCUCAGGACGUCACUUUUGACGAGUCCGUCCCCUACUACCGCCUCUUCCCCUACCGCACUGCCCCGCUCCCCCCCCCGCCUCUCUUCCUCGCUCCAGGUGCUGAGGUACCAGACCCCCUCCCCCCUCAGGGUGCUGCUCCCUCAGGUGUGUCCCAGGUAGACCCGGGUGAGCCUGUCGAGGUAGCUGUUGACUCUCGUCCUGCUGGGGGUGCUGAGCCUGGGGGUGCUGAGCCUGGGGGUACUGCGUCUGGGGGUGCUGAGCCUGGGAGUGCUGAGUCUGGGGGUGCGGAGCCUGGGGGUGCCGAGCCUGGGGGUAGUGCGCCUGAGGGUGCUGAGUCUGCGGGUGCGGAGCCUGGGGGUGCUGAGUCUGGGGGUACUACACCUGGAGGAGCCCUCUCCUCACAGCGGCUGCAGGAGAGGUACCUACAGUACUGCCGCCUCCGGAGAGGUACUGCUGGAGCUGGUCGCGGUGCUUCCCCUCCUGCCCGGGAGCUCCCCCCCCUCCAGCAGAUCCGAGAGUGGUACACGAGGCGCUGCAGUCUUCGGAGUGGUGCUCCUGGUGCUGCGGACCCGGACGUUGGAGCUGCUGCUGGUGCUGCGGACCCGACUGGUGGAGCUGCUGCUGGUGCUGAGGACCCGGCUGGUGGAGUUCCUGCUGGUGCUGAGGACCCGAGCGGUGGCGCUGCUACUGGUGCUGAGGACCCGGACGUUGGAGCUGCUGCUGGUGCUGAGGACCCGAGCGGUGGAGCUGCUGCUGGUGCUGAGGACCCGAGCGGUGGUGCUGCUGCUGGUGCUGAGGACCCGGACGUUGGAGCUGCUACUGGUGCUGAGGACCCGGCUGGUGGAGUUCCUGCUGGUGCUGAGGACCCGCGCGGUGGAGCUGCUGCUGGUGCUGCGGACCCGGGCGGUGGAGCUGCUGCUGGUACUGAGGACCCUGGCACUGGUGUCUCUGCUGGUUCUGGAGACGCUACCCGGCCGCGACCGUACUUCGUACCGCUCCUUCAGCAGGUUCUUGGUCAGGCUCCUCCUCGUUGUCCUCCUCCCUCCGUAGCGUGUCCUCCGCCUGUCCAGUCCCAGUCACAGUUACCGCCUGCCUCGCCUCUCCCUGGUCCCUCUCCUUACACUGGUCCCACAGGAGGUCUUGCAGAGCGUCGUGAGCCUGCGUCUCGUCCUGCGUCGCCUGUUCGUACUGCUCGCACUGGUCGUCGUGUCCCACGUGAGCGUCCUCCUCCUGUCCCUGGCACUCACUACAUGACUCUGCGUCCCUCCACUGCUCCUCAGCGUGUCCCGCUGCCGUCUCCUCCUGCGUCCUCUCUGCCUACUCUUCCUGAUCCGGAGUCUGACUCCCGUCGUGCUGCCAGUCCCACUGUCACCCGUCUCCUCGCUACUGUUGUCACUGACCCUACCUUUGAACUACGCCACUAG